UUAAUUCUAAUUAAGCUACUAAGCGUUUGUCUGAGUUACACAUAAUGGGCGUCGUCACACUCAUGUUUAUUAUAAAACAGCGGAACUUUAUAGCGAUUUUGAAAGGUUCCUUUCGUUUUUCGAUGACACGUGCAAUUACCAUAUUCCUCUUGUGUUCUCUUAGUGUCUACGUGGCAAGUGAUCAAAUUAUGGUUGGAGCACUUCAGAAGAUUUUCCCGUAUGCUGCGGCGGCGAAGGUUAAAACGCUAACCAACACUGUAAAUAAGCAAAAAAGUAUAGCCAAGGCGAAAGCAGUGGUGAAGAAAUGGGUGCCGAAGAAUUGGAAAGCCACAAAAGUCAAGCCAGAUGCCAAAAAUCCCCUCUCAAAAAAAGGUUAUGCAGAGAAGAAGGCGAUGACCUUUAUAGACUACAGAUACUCCCUUAUAAAGUACAUCAAUUAUCUUUAUAAACAGGCAAUCGCCACCAAAUACUUGACCAAAGAGGAGGCAACUAGUAUGAGAACCUUGUUCUGGGCUGCUGACGCCAAGGCGAACAACAACUACAUCGAGACAACGCAGACGUUCAUGGUGGAGGCUUCUCAAAAGAUUCAUAAGACCCCUUCAAUCGAUCAAGCUAUGGGCGAAUUGUCUGGAAAAUUCGCGAAGGCUAACGCUAAAGACAACGCUAACCUACAAUGGACUCUGUGAUAUAUUUGUAAAGGAAUAAUGAAGUUGUUCUUUUUGGUUUAAA
Caenorhabditis elegans is the source of this 729-nucleotide messenger RNA. It is a transcript of the gene Y54G2A.44, whose product is annotated as DUF148 domain-containing protein. Bases 45 to 686 code for a protein of 213 amino acids. The record is from RefSeq and is marked reviewed. Lineage: Eukaryota; Metazoa; Nematoda; Chromadorea; Rhabditida; Rhabditidae. The transcript has 6 exons.